AUGACAAAAGACAAUAUGGUUGAUAUAUUGAGGCAAAACAAGCAGGCCUGGGAUGAAGAAGGCAGAUUAUUAUAUUCUGUAUGCUGUUUUGUGUGUUCUACCUGUCUUUCUCUAUUUGAAGUACAUAACAGAGAAUCCUGUGACUGGAAUGGUUUGAAAAGAAAAGAAUACAGAGUAAUGGAGAAUAAAGAUCUUACAUCAAGCCAUUCAUGUCAGUUCAGCAGUUUACUUGACUUGCCAGCUACUUUUGAUGUGUAUGCGGGAAGCAUUUCUGAAUCUCCUCAGGAACAGUCCCAUGGAGUGGCCAGUGAUUUUAACAGCAGAAAUGAAAGCAUCACUCAAGAAACAUUGCAUGUCCCAGAUGGUGCAGAUUCAUUCAAAGAAAAAGAUGUCAGCAUACUCAAAGCAGGCCAGAGCUGGAAGGAAGAGGCAGUGAGCACGAUGAAGCCUUGGAACAUCGAGACAAGACUUUGCAAUCAAACAGAUGCUGAUGUAGUUACUGAAAAUAGACAGGUAGUCCUACAUCAAAAGCAGUGUGGGGCUGACAAUCAGGAUAACAAAGAUGUUUCUGUGGUGGACAGGAAAGAAAGCAGUAUAUCACCCUGCAGAACCAUGGCCUUUUCAAAGCCUACUGAAGCUCCCAGUUUUGCUGGCUUAAGCCUAACUGACGUGCUUAAGUAUGGAAAAGAUGAUACUUCAGAUAUAAGAAGAUGCUUGGAUGAAUUUUACGGAGAGUGUGGCCAAGAGAGUCCUUGGAGAUCUGAUGCUACUUACAGGUGGAUCUCAGAACAGCUGUCCUCCAAAAUCGCAGAGCUACAGAACAAAAGAGGAAGUAGUUAUGCACUAAAAAGUUUCCAAAUCGCUCUGGUUCUAUUGAAUAAAUAUGGACCUAGAAUAUUUCCAGUCUCUCUACCCCAAACUAGUUUCUAUCCUUCUGGUGAGGCAGCUGUGAAUUUAGAAACAUAUAGUCCUAUAGCUGGGCUUUCAUCUGAUGUUGUGGAUUUCAUUGUAAAGCAAAAAUUAAAUAUAAAAUAAUGUACCAUUU
Protopterus annectens (West African lungfish) is the source of this 1045-nucleotide messenger RNA. RefSeq names its product shieldin complex subunit 1 (gene SHLD1). The transcript has 6 exons. NCBI's taxonomy places the organism in Eukaryota, Metazoa, Chordata, Ceratodontiformes, Protopteridae. Gene Ontology annotation, biological process: positive regulation of double-strand break repair via nonhomologous end joining; negative regulation of double-strand break repair via homologous recombination; positive regulation of isotype switching. Gene Ontology annotation, cellular component: site of double-strand break. The record is from RefSeq and is a predicted model, not a curated record. Bases 1 to 1035 code for a protein of 344 amino acids.